AUGAGAACGAGCAUCAUCCCAUCUCAAAGCAAAUUGCUUAUCAUCACAAGAAUUCUCAAUUACAUCGAACAUGGGUCAGGUUAUCAGCAUUUUCUCGCCAACUCAGACGAGAAAGAAGCCAAAGCUAGAGAGCAGCUCGAUAUCCUCAUGAAGCUGGCAGAUGCCCGAUUGGACAGUUUUGAAGGAGAGCUGAUAGCAAUGUUCCUCGACAAUGGUUCGGCAGCGAAGAGAAGCGUGCCCGGCAAAAGAGCGCUUCGUUUUGAGAGAUCAGUUCGCGUGGACACGAGCUCAGAGGGAUCCCCUGGUGUCGAGCAAGCCGUCGAUGCUUUCUUCGGUAUGGGCGACACCGGAGCUAAAGGCGCCCUCGAAGGCUUCAAAUCCGUCGUGAAAACUGGUCUCAAGCAAAUUCUGGGUGACACAUCGGCUGGUGAGAGUUACGAUAAGAAGUUCUUCGUCUGCAUCAAACACAAUGCCAUCAUCAGAGUCGACAUGUAUACCUACCGAUACAACUUCUCGAAUGAAGGUGUGAUAGCAUCACACAAGAAUGUUCUGGCUUACAUAUUGUGCACAUCUGUGGUUGACCACAAUGAUCUUACGGUUGAUGAGAUGGUCUAUCUUGCGUCCGAGUUCGCGGGUGACGCACGUACAGAGUACGAAGCGUAUCUCAAUGGCUUGAUCGAGGUUUGGAGGAAUCUCAGGGCCCAUGAGGUGACUGUCAAGGCAGCACUACCCAACAUCGUGCCAUUAGCGAUCACAGCGUAG
This is a messenger RNA of Aureobasidium subglaciale EXF-2481, 762 nucleotides long. RefSeq lists its product as uncharacterized. The record is from RefSeq and is a predicted model, not a curated record. The transcript is spliced from 3 exons. Bases 1 to 762 code for a protein of 253 amino acids. NCBI's taxonomy places the organism in Eukaryota, Fungi, Ascomycota, Dothideomycetes, Dothideales, Saccotheciaceae.